This is a messenger RNA of Gadus morhua (Atlantic cod), 1815 nucleotides long. RefSeq names its product ubiquinol-cytochrome c reductase core protein 1 (gene uqcrc1). The transcript has 13 exons. Gene Ontology annotation, cellular component: mitochondrion. Lineage: Eukaryota; Metazoa; Chordata; Actinopteri; Gadiformes; Gadidae. The coding region runs from base 61 to 1491 and encodes 476 amino acids. Gene Ontology annotation, molecular function: metal ion binding. The record is from RefSeq and is a predicted model, not a curated record.
CAUUUACGUAAUACGACGUCCUGUACGUAGGCGCGACCCAUUCUUGUAUACCAUAGCAAAAUGGCGUCCGUUUGCCGAGUCGGGAGCACUGUGGGGAGAAGCCUCGCAAAAUACCGCAACCCCAUCCUGCUGUCUCUGCGACGUCAGUCCUCAGUCAGCUAUGCCCAGAGCCUGGCCGGAGCCCCAGAGACUCGCCUGACUGCCCUUGAUAAUGGCUUGAGGGUUGCCUCCGAAGAGACCGGACAUGCAACUUGCACUGUUGGACUAUGGAUCGGUGCUGGUAGCCGUUAUGAGAGUGAGAAGAACAACGGUGCGGGCUUCUUCCUGGAGCACAUGGCCUUCAAGGGGACCAAGAAGCACCCACAGACGGCGCUCGAACAAGAGGUGGAGUCAAUGGGUGCCCACCUGAGUGCGUACACCUCCAGGGAGCACACCGCAUACUACAUGAAGACCCUGGCUAAGGACCUGCCUAAAGCCGUGGAGCUGCUGUCGGAGGUGGUUCAGCAUUGCUCUUUGAACGAGGCGGACGUGGAGCAGCAGAGGGCCGUGGUGCUGCGAGAGCUGGAGGAGGUGGAGGGCAACUUACAGGAGGUCUGCCUGGACCUGCUCCACGCCACAGCCUUCCAGGGCACCCCCCUGUCCUACAGCGUCCUCGGGCCCUCCUCCAAUGCUAGGACUCUUUCCCGUCAGGACCUAGUGGAGUACCUUGGCAGCCACUACAAGGCCCCCCGCAUGGUGCUGUCAGCGGCCGGAGGUGUGAACCAUGAGGAGCUGGUGGGCUUGGCCAAGACUCACUUCAGCGGCCUGUCUUUUGAGUACGAGGGCGACGCCAUCCCAGUGCUGUCUCCCUGUCGCUUCACCGGAAGUGAGAUCCGUAUGCGUGACGACGCUAUGCCCCUGGCUCAUGUGGCCAUUGCUGUGGAGGGCGCCCGCGUCGGCAGCCCGGACAUUGUGCCUCUGAUGGUGGCCAACUCCAUCAUUGGAAGCUAUGACAUCAAGUCCGGCGGCGGAAAGAAUAUGAGCAGUCGUCUGGCUGCGAUGGCCGCUGAGGAGAACUUCUGCGAAAGCUUCCAGGCCUUCCAUUCGUCCUACAGCGAUACCGGCCUGAUGGGCAUGUACUUUGUGACCGAUAUGCACCACAUCGAGGACAUGAUGCACUGGUCUCAGAACGCCUGGAUGAAUAUGUGCACCACAGUGACAGACAGUGAUGUCGCCAGAGGCAAGAAGUCUCUGAAGGCUAGCCUAGUGGCACAGCUCAAUGGAACGACCCCAAUCUGCGACGACAUCGGCAGGCACGUCCUAAACUACGGCCGUCGUGUUCCUCUUGCCGAGUGGGACGCCAGGAUUAACGCCGUGACGCCAAAGAUGGUGCGCGAUGUCUGCUCCAAAUACAUCUAUGACAAGUGCCCCGCUGUGGCAGCUGUCGGCCCCGUUGAGCAACUUCCCGACUACAACAGAACGCGCGCCUCCAUGUACUGGCUGAGGUUCUAAGACGUCCGGCAUUGUGUGUCCAGUAGCCCGGCUCAACACAGCCUGCCAUCCACCUCUCCACCCCCUCCACAUGCUCACUCAUCAUUCUCAUUGAAUGUGCUCCGUGUUGUAGUUCUUGGUUGAGACCUGUUGCUGGCUAUUUAAGAGCAAAGUGAGGGGUUCCUUUUUGAACAUGAAGCGAUCGGUCUAACAUUAAAUCAGGACACGGUGGAACUAGUCCUUGAAGAGCAAACAUCUAUUUAUGAAUAACGAUUUGUUUCUGUCCUCUAUUGUACAUAACGGAAGCUCUGAUUCCCAACAAAUAAAACUCUGUUGUUCAACAUA